AUGCCACAUUCAGGAGUUUGCAAGUGGUUUGACUCAGCAAAAGGUUUUGGAUUUAUUACACCUGAUGAUGGAUCUGAGGAUAUAUUUGUGCAUCAACAAAACAUUAAAGUAGAAGGUUUCAGAUCACUAGGACAAGCUGAACGUGUUGAGUAUGAAGUUGAGACAGAUGACAAGGGUCGCAGAAAGGCAGUUAAUGUAUGUGGACCAAAUGGUGCAGCUGUUAAGGGUGAUACACGUCGUCGUGGCCGUGGACGUGGUAGAGGCAUAAGAGGACGUGGCAGAGGUAGGGGCAAGAGUCGUGGUGGUCUUUCUCAGCCUUCAAUAAAUCAAAAUUCAGUUAAUCAGACAACAAAUAACUAG
This is a messenger RNA of Cryptosporidium muris RN66, 360 nucleotides long. RefSeq names its product cold-shock DNA-binding domain-containing protein. Lineage: Eukaryota; Apicomplexa; Conoidasida; Eucoccidiorida; Cryptosporidiidae. The transcript has a single exon. The coding region runs from base 1 to 360 and encodes 119 amino acids. Gene Ontology annotation, molecular function: nucleic acid binding. The record is from RefSeq and is a predicted model, not a curated record.